Messenger RNA from Amaranthus tricolor (Joseph's coat), 4533 nucleotides. Its product is annotated as ABC transporter C family member 3-like. NCBI's taxonomy places the organism in Eukaryota, Viridiplantae, Streptophyta, Magnoliopsida, Caryophyllales, Amaranthaceae. The record is from RefSeq and is a predicted model, not a curated record. The transcript has 11 exons. The coding region runs from base 312 to 4268 and encodes 1318 amino acids. Gene Ontology annotation, cellular component: vacuolar membrane; plant-type vacuole. Gene Ontology annotation, biological process: transmembrane transport. Gene Ontology annotation, molecular function: ATP binding; ABC-type transporter activity; ATP hydrolysis activity.
GACGGAGUAAAGACUAGAGACUAAAAAGACUAAUGACAGGAGCAAUUGCCUAAGCAAGGAGGAAUUAGGAGGUACAUAAUAGAGAGAGAAACAGAAGAAUAUAAAGAAGAAGAAGAAGAAGAAUACGGCGGAGUCUGGUUUGGUUCUGGUUAAAGGUAGAACGGAACGGAACGGCGGAGGCAUAGGCGGAGGAACACAGUGGCGGUGUCUCCGGCCAAUUAUUCAACAACAAUGCUUUCAUUGAAACUAUUUGUAUAAACGCUGCCUAAUUUCUCCAACUUGAUUUCUAUUGCUGUCAUUCGAUUACUAAAAUGGUUAAAGGGUCUUUAAAAAGUGAGAGUCAAGAUGUCACUAAACUUGAAGAACCUCUUUUGAAUUAUGGAGAUCCUAAUGCAAUUAGUAAGCAUGAAGUCAAAGGGUGCGAUAUUGUGACCCCUUAUGAAAAUGCUGGUCUUUUCAAUUGUCUCACUUUCUCUUGGUUAACUCCCUUAUUUUCUUUGGGGGUAAAGAAAAAAACUUUAGACCUUGAUGAUAUCCCUCAACUAGGCACUCAUAAUAGUGUAUUUGGAGCAUUUCCAGUGUUCCAAACUAAGCUUCUUAAGUCAUCAUUGCCGGAUAAUGAUCAUGGUGUUAAUAGUAGUACUAGUAGAUUAGUUACUACUGAAUUUGGACUUGCAAAAGCCUAUUUCUUGUCGACGUGGAAGGAACUUCUUUGGACUGCUCUUUUGGCUUUACUAUAUACGUUUGCUCGUUAUGUUACACCAUUUCUCAUUGAUAGUUUUGUUCAAUGCCUUGAUGGGAGAGGAAAAUUCGAAAAUCAGGGCUAUUAUCUUGUGCUGAUCUUUUGUAGUGCAACUUUUCUCGAGGGUUUAAUACGAAGACACUGGAUAUUUAAGACACAACAAAUCGGAAUUAGGCUUCGUGCAGUAACAACUGUUAUGAUUUACAAUAAAUGUUUGAUCCUUCCUUCUCUAACAUCAAAGUUGGAAGGUGGAUGUAGUGGCGGAGAACUUAUUAAUGCUGUGGCUGUUGAUGUCGAGACAAUCCAAGGUUUCAUCGUGUAUAUACAUGAUACGUGGUUAAUCUUCUUGCAAAUUUUCUUAGCCUUGUUAAUACUAUACUGUAAUUUAGGACUUCUUGCAGCUUGUGGUGCGUUUGUUGUGACCUUAUGUUUUAUGUUAGCAAAUUUUUUUUUUAUGAAAUGGCAAGAGAAAUUUCAAAGAAAAUUAAUGGGAUCUAAAGACAACCGGAUGAAGUCGACUAUGGAGAUUUUAAAGAAUAUGCGGGUUCUAAAGUUUCAGGGAUGGGAAAUGAGUUUUUUGUCGAAGAUACUUCAACUUAGGGAAGUGGAGAUGAAAUGGCUGAAGAAGUAUCUGUAUAGUUCAGUAGUGUUGAAUUUUUUCUGUGGAUCAGGCCCUACUGUUGUGGCUUUGGUCGCUUUUGGUUCGAGUGUAUAUAUGGGAAUCCCACUUGAACUAGGGAAGAUAUUGUCUGCGCUUGCAACAUUUCGGAUUCUUCAAGAGCCGAUCUUUUUGCUUCCGGAUACCAUAUCCUUGCUAAUCCAAGCUUGGGUUUCUCUUGGGAGAAUUGCCACUUUUCUUUCCCUUGAUGAGCUCCAAGACGAUGUUUUACAGAAACUACCAUUAGGUAGUUCUAAUCUAGCAAUUGAAAUUGUUGGUGGGAGCUUUACUUGGGAUAAAACUUCUUCGUCUACUAUCGAAACAUUAAAAGAUAUAAACUUUAAAGUGUCCCAUGGUAUGAAAGUUGGAAUAUGUGGUACUGUUGGUGCUGGCAAGUCAAGUUUACUUUCUUGCAUUCUCGGUGAAAUGCCUUGCAUCUCAGGGGCAGUCAAGAUGUGUGGGACGAAGGCUUAUGUUCCGCAGUCACCUUGGAUUCAGAGUGGUACAGUUCAAGAGAACAUUUUGUUUGGGAAGCAGAUGGACGCAGAAAAAUAUGAUCAAGUACUCGGAGCUUGUUGUUUGAAGAAAGACUUGGAGAUCUUGUCGUUUGGUGAUCAAACUAUAAUCGGUGAGAGAGGUAUUAAUCUAAGCGGAGGACAGAAGCAAAGAAUUCAAAUAGCUCGUGCCUUAUACCAUGAUGUCGACAUUUAUCUGUUCGAUGACCCUUUUAGCGCAGUAGAUGCUCAUACGGGUUCUCAUAUAUUCAAGGAAGUUUUGCAUGGUCUUCUAAGUGAAAAAACUGUUCUAUACGUUACCCAUCAAGUUGAGUUCUUGAACACUGCUGAUAUAAUUGUGGUUAUGAAAAAUGGAAGGAUUGCACAAAUAGGAAAGUAUGAUGAGAUUCUAAAUCCAGGGUCCGAUUUCAUACAACUUGUUGGUGCACGAAGUGCCACAAUGUCUACACUUGAUUCCAACAUGGCAGCAGCAACGGAUGGGAAUGUCAUCGUCAGGCAUGGGGUUGUGAAUGGUGAAGCGCAUGAUGAGAAAACUGCGAGUUUGGGAACUGCAGCACAGCUCAUAAAAGAAGAACAAAGAGAGAAAGGUGGAGUUGGGUUUUCGGUUUAUUGGAAAUACGUCACAACUACAUAUAGAGGAGUUUUCGUGUUCUUCAUAAUUCUCGCAAAUAUUCUCUUGCAAGUUCUUCAAUUAGGGAGCACCUACUGGUUAGCAUGGGCAGCUCCUUCAGCCGAUAUCCAACCAGUUGUUAGUCGAUCUACACUAAUGAUAGUCUAUGCAUCCUUCACUCUUGGUAUAUGUUUUUGCACCGUUUUCGUGGACAUUUUUAUUGUAAUCAUAGGAUAUAGAACUGCAACUACACUAUUCAGGAAAAUGCUUCAAAGCAUUUUUCAUGCUCCUAUGUCAUUUUUUGAUGCUACACCUUCAGGAAGAAUCCUCAAUAGAUGCUCAAAAGAUCAAAGUGCUCUAGAGACUCAAAUUUCCUCCAUGCUUGAGGGCGUCAUAUCUAACGCCAUUCGACUAUUGUUUAUGGUUGCACUGAUGUCUACUGUAGCAUGGCAAGUUCUGGUCAUUUUCAUCCCACUGAUCUUUGCUUCCAUUUGGUAUCAGCAAUACUAUAUGCCGUUAUCAAGAGAACUAUCACGAUUGAGUGGAGUCUGUGAAGCUCCGGUUAUUCAAUAUUUUUCUGAAACAAUUUCUGGAAUAACAACCAUCCGGAGCUUUGAUCAAGAGUCAAGAUUUCAACCAAGAUAUAUGAAAAUCGUAGAUGCUUAUUCUCGUCCUGAAUUUCACAAAGCUGCUGCAAUGAAAUGGCUGUUGUUGCGGCUGGAUACUUUCUCUUGCAUUACAUUUGCUUUCCUCUUGGUUUUCGCUUUGUACUUUGCAGACAGAAUACAUCCUGUGAUUGCGGGCUUAGCUGUCACUUACGGGCUCACAAUAAAUGGGAUGCUAGCUGGGAUGAUAUGGUGUUUAUGCCACUUAGAAAACAAGAUGAUAUCAGUGGAGAGAAUUCUUCAGUAUUUGACUAUUCCUAGCGAAGCUCCCCAGAUAAUUCAAUCUAAAAGGCCAGACGUUUCUUGGCCAUCACACGGGGAAAUUAGUAUUCAUAAUUUGCAGGUUCGUUAUGCUCCACAUUUGCCGCUUGUGCUACAUGGUGUGACAUGCAAUUUUCCUGGAGAACGGAAAACUGGUAUUGUUGGAAGAACAGGAAGUGGCAAAUCCACUCUGAUACAAGCGCUGUUCCGAAUAGUUGAACCCACAACUGGUCAGAUAAUAAUCGAUGAUAUAAAUAUCUCAUCCAUCGGGCUCCAAGAUUUACGGUCAAGACUAAGCAUAAUUCCUCAAGACCCAACCAUGUUUCGAGGAACUAUACGGAGCAAUUUGGAUCCCCUUGAGCAGUAUACAGAUGAACAAAUCUGGGAGACCCUGGAUAAGUGCCAACUUGGAGAUGAAGUCAGGAAAAUGGAGCAAAAGUUGGAUGCCAAUGUUAACGAGAAUGGAGAAAACUGGAGCAUGGGUCAAAGACAACUAGUUUGUCUAGGACGUGUAUUACUCAAGAAAAGCAAGGUGUUGGUACUUGAUGAAGCUACGGCCUCAGUUGAUACAGCCACUGAUAAUCGUAUCCAACUAACCCUUCGACAAUAUUUUUCUGAUUGUACUAUCAUCACCAUUGCCCACCGCAUCACUUCUGUUCUCGAUAGCGAUGUUGUUGUGCUUCUCAGCCAUGGGGUGGUUGAGGAAUAUGAUGCCCCUGAGAGAUUGUUACAAAAUAAGUCAUCCUUGUUUUCACAACUUGUAGCAGAAUACACAACAAGGUCUUCAACUACACAAAUGCCCAACUUGACUAAAUGAUCUAAUACUAAUUGGUUUAGCUUGGCAUUACAUUAUAUGCAUUAGCUGAUAACUUGCAUUUUCUUGUAUGAUUAUCGAUAAGUUAUGGGUCUUGGUUGGCAACAACCAUACAGUAUAUAGCAUUUUAUAGUAAUUGAUAAUUUAUUUGUUUGAACAAGUGAAAUCACAUUUAAGGUGUGAAUAUUUGAUAAAAACUUAGUAUCAUAUUAUAGAUUUUUUUUACUUUAAAAAGUAUAAAGCUUUAUUUCCAAAUGCUCAAAUUUAU